This is a messenger RNA of Parnassius mnemosyne (clouded apollo), 2538 nucleotides long. The record is from the annotation of a GenBank genome assembly. Lineage: Eukaryota; Metazoa; Arthropoda; Insecta; Lepidoptera; Papilionidae.
UUGUGUUCGGACGUCGAAACUAAAACUUUUAGUGAUCGUGAAGAACAUCUAACAAACCCCGAUAAAUUGAACUAUACUAAGGGACGGAAGUUGAUUUUAAUACAGAUGAAGGAAUUAUUCAAGAGACAGUUUGAUUACACGGUUUCGAAACUUGUAGCUUUCAUAUUUAUUCAAUUCUUGGUUCCUUUUGUUAUGUGCAUCCUCCUAACACAACUGUUUACCAACGCAAAUGAAAAGGAGUUUUUUGUUAUGGAUCUGUACGUGUACAGUGAAGUAGACGCACCUGUAGCCACGUACAACUAUCGAAGCAACUCACCGGAUAUUGUAAAGACUAUAGAUACAAUAAGGAAUCUUUACCCUAAUCUAAUAUUACAAGAGACGAAUAGAAAUCAUAACAAACGCUGCACCUGCAAGAAAUGUAAAGAACAAUCGAAGGCCCUACUGACAAGGAGUAUAAUUGACGUGUACGUAGACGAACAGGGAGCGUCGCUGCGUUACGAUCCAACAGUCAAGCACUCGGCUGCCGUGGGUCUCAACCUACUUAGCAAUAUCAUCGCUUCUCAGCGUCUUCAACGAGACGGCAAGACUAUCAACAUGCAGCUAGUUUUUGGACAUUGGCCGUCGAUGAAACCGAAAGACGAAAUCAAUUGUAUUUUGUUUGUCAUUUUCAAUAUUUUCAUUAUAAUGGCGACGGCCAUUAAUGACGUAGCACUACCGUGUAGGGAACGAAUAACUAAUUCGAGGUACUUACACAUAAUGGCUGGCUGCCCUCCCGUACUGUACUGGAUCGUCACCCUCGUGUAUCACAUGACAAGUUACAUGUUGCUCUACUGCAGUGGCACUAUGGUCGCUGCAGCGUUUUUUGAUACUGAUCACACUUUGAACAAUAGUGCCACAUUGAAAGCCUAUUUCCUCGGACUUUUUCUCUGCGGGAUAAGCUUUUAUGUAUUCGCUUAUUUUCUGAGCUAUUUCUUCAACGAGAAGACUACUGGGGUGAUUCUUUUGACACUCGUGAUUAUAUUUGGUUUAUUUACUCCACUGGUGAUGUUUGGAUUUGAAGCACUCGGUGUACCCCUAAAAACUGGAAUUUUCUUCAAUUUUUUAAACAAUAUCGGCGUGCUGAUUCCGCCGCACAUGUUCACGCAGACGAUCAAAAAGAUGACGGACGUUUCACGUUUCAACGCGUACUGCUCUCAUUACUAUCAAUUUUGCCCAGCCCGUACCGUUUUACCGAAUAAUUUCGAUACAAGUAUAUGUUGCGACAGGUCUCUGGAGUACGGUGCAUGGUUCAACCAUUACACAAUGUCUGAGUAUGGCAUGGGAAAAUCGCUUGUGGUUGUCAUAGCUCAGAUAGUCGUCUUUACUAGCCUAGUACUCCUGCUUGAAUAUCGACUAAUAAGUCGGUUAUGGAGUGAGGUGGAAAAAAGGCGUACGCUUGUACUGCCCACCAGAAAGUAUGAUAGCUCUGAUGUUGCUGAAGAGAAGCAGUACGUCAGUAACACAAUCAUAAGAUCUAAGGGAACCAUAAAAGAGGUGAUGCUCGUAAGCCGAACAUGGAAGGCAUAUUUUAAACUAUUUGAAAAACCUACGUUUGCUUUAAAGGAUCUCAACUAUUCCGUAAAGGAAGGAGAAUGCUUCGGUAUUAUUGGCUUAAAUGGCGCCGGGAAGACAACCAAUUUCAAAGUGAUCACACGCCAAGAGUAUCCUACAAGAGGAACUAUAUAUGCUAAUGGAUAUUUCGCUGAUGCUCACCCCGCUGAGUAUCUUCGUGGACUGGGUUACAGUCCCCAAUCUUUUGGUUUUGACAACUUCCGAACUGGUGAGGACAAUCUACGCAUUCUUAUGGCCCUACGAGGUCUCUCAAAGGAAGAUAUCAAGAAUGAAACUCGCGCAUGGCUCAGUAUAAUCGGGCUACAUGAGUACGGCGGGCGACGUACGGUGGACUACAGCGGUGGUAUGACGCGGCGGCUAGCGGUGGGCGCGGCGCUGUGCGGCGGCGCGCACGCUGCGCUGCUGGACGAGCCCACGGCGGGCGUAGACACGGCCGCCAAGCGCCAAGUGUGGCUAGCGGUCAAGCGCGCCCUCACACACGGCCGCUGCGUGGUGCUAUCCUCACAUAACAUGGAUGAAGUAGAGCGCCUGUGCAAUCGUGUGACGAUUCUGGACUCCGGCGAGAUGGGGGCGCUGGGUUCUCCCAACAGAUACAAGGAAUCGUACGCACCAGGACACACCGCCGUUUUUAAAUUACGUGUAAAUUCCGUUUUAAGCUCGGUGGGAGCAAUUAGAGUGCAGUCGCUUAAGGAUUUCAUGGACCACGAGUUUGACUGCUUCCUGAAGGAUGAACAUUUGACAACCCUUCGGUUUACGAUAAUGGAGAAUUUGGCGUACAAUGUGAUUUUUAUCAAAUUGGGUUUCCUUGCGGCGGAGUUCGACGACAUCGUGGAGGACUACUCGGCCUACGAUGCGAACAUGGAGGACGCGUUUAUGCAUUUUGUCAAAGAGAGCCGUUACUCGAUCCGACCUAUUGAGACUUGGUAG